Messenger RNA from Monascus purpureus, 1655 nucleotides. The record is from the annotation of a GenBank genome assembly. NCBI's taxonomy places the organism in Eukaryota, Fungi, Ascomycota, Eurotiomycetes, Eurotiales, Aspergillaceae.
AUGGGCGAGCCGAGCAUCUCCUGGGAGAGCGUCGUCGCCAAGAAACGAGCACUACGCGACGCUGCCAUUGCGCCUUUCCUGGUGGCUGACGAUUCGGACUUGAAGUGUAGAGAACCCAUGGUCGAUGACGUAUCGAAGAGAACGGAAUCGGAUAAUGUGCAUUUUAACAAGAUCACGGACAUUGAUGAUGUGCAGCAGCUGCAGGAAUGUAUCCGUCGGGGGGAGUUUACGGCGGAAGACGUCGUCCUGGCGUAUAUAAAAAGAGCGACGGUGGCGCAUCAAUUGUCCAAUGUAUUUACUGAAAUCGUGUUCGAAGACGCCCUCUCCCAGGCCCGUGAGCUGGAUAAGUAUUUCAAGGAGACGGGGACGGUGAAGAGCCCUCUGCAUGGCAUUCCCUUCACGGUGAAGGAUCAGUUCAACAUCCGCGGCGUCGAUACUACUCUGGGAUAUGUGGGGAGGGCCUUCAGGCCAGCUGCUGACGAUGCAGUUCUGGUGACAUUACUGAAGCGGAUGGGGGCAGUGGUUAUUGCAAAGACAAACCUUCCUCAGAGCAUUAUGUGGUGUGAGACGGAAAACCCUCUAUGGGGUCUUACUACCAAUCCUCGCAAUCCAGCAUUCACACCCGGCGGGUCAACAGGAGGAGAAUCCGUCCUGCUGGCUCUCAAAGGCUCCAUCCUCGGAUUUGGAACAGACAUCGGUGGCAGUGUGCGGAUACCACAGGCAAUGAUGGGCUUAUAUGGAUUCAAACCUAGUAGCAGCCGGUUCCCCUACGAAGGCGUCCCUGUAUCAACAGAGGGACAAGAGCAUGUCCCGUCGUCGGUUGGCCCCAUGGCUCGAAAUCUCUCAUCUCUCAUCCACAUAUCGCGACUCAUGGCAGAUUCCCAACCGUGGACAAUGGACCCAAAAUGCAGUCCACUCCCUUGGCGAGAAGACAUGUUCCAGUCCGUGCAAGGGAGACCGCUAACCAUCGGACUGAUCCUGGAUGACGGCGUGGUCCGAGUUCACCCUCCCAUCGCACGGGCCCUGGAGGAACUUUCCGCGAAACUAAAGGCUGCCGGCCACGCACUAGUCACCUGGGACGUAUCGGACCACAAGACCUGCAUUGAUAUCAUGGAUCAGUACUAUACCGCGGACGGCGGGGAGGAUAUCCGGCGCGACGUGGAAGCGGGAGGGGAGCCUUUCAUCCCACACGUCGAGGCAUUGGUGAACCGUGGGUCUCCCAUUUCCGUCUACGAAUAUUGGCAGUUGAACCGGAAGAAGCACGCCAUGCAGAAGAAAUUCCUCGAUGCCUGGGGGGCGAUGGACGUGCUUUUAGCGCCGACAUUGGCACAUGUCGCUGUUCCUCAUCGCUCCUGUCGAUGGAUCGGGUAUACCAAGAUAUGGAAUGUCUUGGACUAUCCCGCCCUGACAUUUCCAGUGGGAAAGGUGUGUAAGGAGAAGGACGCCUUGCCGGCCGAGCCCUACGUACCCAGGAACGCGCUGGACGAGUGGAACUGGAAACUCUACGACCCGGACACGAUGGACGGACAUCCGGUGAAUCUGCAGAUUAUCGGACGCAAGCUGGAGGAGGAGAAAGUCUUGGGGGCGGCGGUUGUUAUCGAGAGGGUAUUACAGGCAGCAUAGAUACAUCCGGCAUAUGCAAAGUUCAUUAUUUU